CCACCUUCAGCGUUCAACCAUCCGCCUUCUCUUGAUUCUCCCACAGACAUCAUGCCCCCUUCAAAACGUUCAAAGCGCGCGGUUUCUGACGAAGCUUCUGACGAAGCUUCUGACGAGUCCCGAGAAGAGAAGCCCGCAAUUAUCUCUGAGCCCAAGGCCAAAAAAGCAAAAGCUUCAGAGCUUACCGAAUCGUCCGGAGAAGGCGCUGAAAUCGAAAAGAAUGAUGAUGGCGAAGAAUUCUUCAAGCUUUCAGAGUAUCGACGCCUCACCGUUCGCACAUUCAAGGGCAAAACGCUCGUCGACAUCCGAGAGAUGUACAAGGACAAGUCGUCUGGAGCACUCAAGCCCGGAUCCAAAGGUAUCAGCCUGACCGCAGAGCAGUGGGAGAUACUGAGGAAUAAUAUCCAAAAUGUGGAUGAGAUGGUCAAAAAGGUCCAAAAGUGAAAGAAAAGGCAGUUGUCUUGUUACAUUGUUGUCCAAUAUGUAAAAGUAUAAUCGUCUU
Cryptococcus deneoformans JEC21 is the source of this 502-nucleotide messenger RNA. RefSeq lists its product as hypothetical. Gene Ontology annotation, molecular function: transcription coactivator activity; DNA binding. Lineage: Eukaryota; Fungi; Basidiomycota; Tremellomycetes; Tremellales; Cryptococcaceae. The transcript is spliced from 5 exons. Gene Ontology annotation, biological process: positive regulation of transcription initiation by RNA polymerase II. Bases 52 to 444 code for a protein of 130 amino acids. The record is from RefSeq and is a predicted model, not a curated record.